AGACGCGACAGAGUACUCGGCAAUUAUUUUCCAAACUGUUAUUAGCUUUUCUAUCAAAUCACGAUAAAGCUGCAAUGAGCACGAAACAUUUCUAGUAGGGGCACCAAGCAGAUAACAACGGAUUAGACAAUGAAAGCGCUAUUCAUAAUAAGUUUAUUAAUAAUUCCUUUGCUUUUAAUAGUUUUCCGGCCAGAGCAUAAGCCAAACACAUUAACAACGCUGGAACGAGUUGAAAGGGCAGGUUAUGCUUGCAAAACAUACGAAAUUUUUACCAAAGAUGGCUAUGGCCUUAGCAUUUUUCGCAUUGGCAAUUCUAAAGCAAAUAGAUCUGGAAGAUCUUCAUCAACAACGACACCACAAUCAAAACCGGUGGUGCUUUUAAUGCACGGUAUAACCAGUUCAUCAGAUGUUUGGGUCAUCGAAGGCUUGGCGAAUCCUUUGGCCUAUGAUUUGGUGGAUCAGGGCUAUGAUGUGUGGUUGGGUAACAGCCGCGGAAAUGCCUACGGCUUAAGGCAUUUGAAUAUGUCUUCGGAGGAUAGACAAUUUUGGAGAUUUACAUUUCAUGAAAUUGGUACCAUCGAUUUGCCUGACAUCAUAGAUUUUAUUUUGAAACAAACCCAUGAGACGUCUCUUCAUUAUGUGGGCUACUCCCAGGGAACAUCAAUUGGAUUUGUUUUGCUAUCCACACAGCCGCAAUAUAACAUGAAAUUUAAAACCAUAAACAUGCUUGCCCCCGUGGUGUAUAUUAACCAUAUUCGCACUGUCUUGAAGCAUCUAGCAGGAUUCGUAGGUACUUACACUCCCCUCUAUCCUUUCCUGAGUGACCUGCCUAUGUUCGGAUCAAAGAUUCUACGUUAUCUGCUGGGCAUAGAGGCAUGUCGUAGUGUGCAUGCAAAUCCAACGUUUUGUGCUUUUAUUGUACAUCGUUUAUUCGGUGGAUAUUCGGGCUAUAUGGAUAAGUCUAUUUUGCCCGAUUUAUUUAAUAGUCAACCAACUACAUGUUCUUUGCAUCAAGCUCUGCAUUUUUUGCAACUUUACCAUUCCAAACAAUUUCUUCAGUAUGACCUUGGCCCUGAAGGCAACCAAAGGCGCUACAAUCAGUCAACCCCACCUCUAUACAACUUGUCAAACAUUAAUCCCAGAUAUCCCAUACAUUUGUUCUACAGCGACUAUGAUGAGUAUUCUUCGAAAAAAGAUGCCGAAGCAUUGGCCGAGAUAUUGGGAAAUAGGAGCGCAACUCAUUUUAUUGAUCUGGAACACUUUGCCCAUGUUGACUUUGUAUGGGGUUCCAACAUUAAGGAGGUUAUUAAUAAACCUAUUUUGGAAAUAAUAAAUGCAGCGGAAAAGAAUUCUGCGGCAUGAUUCUAGUCCGUCCAGAUGAUCAAAACCUCAUUUAAGAUUAUGGCAUGGUGUUCGAAUUUGGCGAAAUUCAAUUUCAUUUAUAGAGACCAAGUAAGUUAUUAUGUGAAAGCGUAAAGCUAUCAGGUGCACACCAGGGUGGUUGGAAACCGGGUUAGGUAUGAUGUAAAAAAUAAUUUGAUUUUGAUUAAAAACUUUUUUAAAUGUUGAAAAAAAAAAUAAAAUUUUUUGGAUUAUAAAAAUUUUAAUAAAA
Messenger RNA from Stomoxys calcitrans (stable fly), 1612 nucleotides. RefSeq names its product lipase 3. NCBI's taxonomy places the organism in Eukaryota, Metazoa, Arthropoda, Insecta, Diptera, Muscidae. The coding region runs from base 130 to 1362 and encodes 410 amino acids. Gene Ontology annotation, molecular function: hydrolase activity, acting on ester bonds. The transcript is spliced from 3 exons. The record is from RefSeq and is a predicted model, not a curated record.